Patella vulgata (common limpet) is the source of this 511-nucleotide messenger RNA. RefSeq names its product 60S acidic ribosomal protein P1. The coding region runs from base 128 to 457 and encodes 109 amino acids. Gene Ontology annotation, biological process: translational elongation; cytoplasmic translation. NCBI's taxonomy places the organism in Eukaryota, Metazoa, Mollusca, Gastropoda, Patellidae. Gene Ontology annotation, cellular component: cytosolic large ribosomal subunit; ribosome. The record is from RefSeq and is a predicted model, not a curated record. Gene Ontology annotation, molecular function: protein kinase activator activity; ribonucleoprotein complex binding; structural constituent of ribosome. The transcript has 5 exons.
CCAGCAAUCGUUCUUUUCCGCCAUUGCUACUGUGGAAAGUGUUCUGUUCUCGUAAGAGCUAAGGCCAAUCAGGCGACUUACACUAUUAUUUCACAACAUCCGACCACUUAAAUAAACUAAAAAAGAAAUGGCUUCUCAAGACGAACUUGCUUGCGUUUAUGCAGCUCUUCUGUUGUCAGACGACAACGUUGCCAUCACCGCUGAUAAAAUUAACACCAUUUUAAGAACUGCUGGUGUUUCAGUUGAACCAUACUGGCCAUCCUUGUUCAGUAAAGCUUUAGAUGGUGUUAACGUAAAAGAAUUGAUCACCAAUAUUGGUAGUGCCGCUGGUUCUGCCCCAGCAGCUGCUGCUCCAGCUGCAGGUGAAGCUGAUCCUGCCGCAGAAGCCAAGAAAGAAGAAAAGAAAGUAGAAUCUGAAGAAUCUGAUGAUGACAUGGGAUUUGGUCUAUUUGACUAAAUACCAGAGAUUUCUAGUAUAAAAGAAAAUAAAAAUAUGUAAAAAAAAAAAAAA